Molecule: messenger RNA, 11334 nt
Organism: Stegodyphus dumicola
Lineage: Eukaryota; Metazoa; Arthropoda; Arachnida; Araneae; Eresidae
Product: ELAV-like protein 4
Cellular component (GO): ribonucleoprotein complex
Molecular function (GO): RNA binding
Source: RefSeq, a predicted model, not a curated record
AGAGGGAGACGGCACAAGCAGUUUGCUUCUAAAACCGUCGCCGGUUCCCGUCCGUCAGAUAGCUACGUAUUACCAGCCCGCCUUGGUUUGCUUUUACUCUGCCUCUGUUCGUUCCGUUUGUCAUAUUUUUUGAGUUGGAAUCCUUGUGUGUUUGUUGUAUCUGUGUCCUGUGAGCGUCUGGACGAGUUUCUGUCGACAUACACAUUCCGUUCAAGAAGUUCAUUCAACCUCCGAACUGCUCCCAGAAGCGCAAGAGAGUUCGGUUUCUCAAGUCUUCCAAGGAACUAACUGUUGUUGCUCAUUGCCGUAGCCAGAGGCUCUCUUGGCCACUCUCUUCUCCUCUACCGAUAUCCACCCAAGCCUAAAAACGGAGUUGGACGACCAUUCGGAAGAGUCAGCCGGCCUCAUGAACGGAAUGGAGGGCGGCGGCGGGGGCCAGCAGAACGGCGGCUGUGAGGACUCGAAGACGAAUCUGAUCGUCAACUACCUACCACAGACUAUGACACAGGAAGAGAUCAGGUCUCUCUUCUCCUCCAUCGGUGAUGUCGAAUCCUGCAAACUAAUCAGAGAUAAAGUCACAGCAGGUCAGAGUCUGGGCUAUGGAUUUGUAAAUUACGUUCGGCCGGAAGAUGCAGAAAAAGCCAUUAGCACUCUCAAUGGUUUGCGGCUGCAAAAUAAAACAAUUAAGGUCUCAUAUGCCCGUCCUAGCAGUGAAGCCAUAAAGGGUGCCAACCUGUACGUGAGUGGCCUUCCCAAGGCCUUCACUCAACAGGACUUGGAGGCCCAGUUCUCCCCAUUCGGGCGCAUCAUCACCUCCAGAAUACUGUGUGAUAACAUCACAGGUAAUAGUGGCGGUCUCUCAAAAGGUGUGGGCUUCGUCCGCUUCGACCAGAGGAUGGAAGCGGAACGGGCCAUCAAACAUCUCAACAACACAAUCCCGGAGGGCGCCACGGAUCCCAUCACUGUCAAGUUUGCCAACAACCCGAGCAACAACGUUAAAGCGCUGGCGCCCUUGGCUGCCUACUUGUCCCCUCAGCGCAGGUUCCCGGGGCCCAUCCACCACCCCGCCAACCGCUUCAGGUACAUACCUGUGACUCCUGCCGUUCCGUCCAGGUACUCUCCAUUGGCCGGUGACCUAUUGGCCAACCCUCUACUGGCCGGCACUGCCAUAAAUGGCUCAGGAUGGUGCAUAUUCGUCUACAACUUAGCUCCGGACACUGAGGAAAACCUUCUGUGGCAACUAUUCGGUCCCUUUGGCGCGGUGCAGAGCGUCAAGGUCAUUCGGGAUUUGCAAACCAACAAAUGCAAGGGCUUCGGUUUCGUCACCAUGACUAACUACGACGAAGCGCUGGUCGCCAUUCAGAGCCUCAACGGAUACACCUUAGGCAAUCGUGUCCUUCAGGUAUCCUUCAAGACGAACAAGUGCAAGUCUUAAGCGUCGUUGUCACCUCGGGAUACCUAAUAUAACGGCUACCUCGAUCGUCAAAACAAAAACAACACCCAGAAUUCUCCUUUCUUUUCGAUCUCUCUUCUUUCUUCUCCACUUUUAUCAACUAUUCUGUCCGAAGAGGAACUAGCUUUUUUUUUUUUUUUUUUUUUUUUUUUAAUUUCAUAUGCGAGUGCUUCUGCAUUCCUUAAAAAUAUUACUCGCAUUUUCGUUGGAUCAUUCACGUUGUGCGUUCGCAUGCAAUUGAAUUCGAUUUCAUAUUUUUAACAAGUCUAAUUUUAUUAUUACUUACUUUUCAUUUUUGACUUUAAAAAAAGUAUACGUCUUUGUUUGGUAAAAACCAAUGAGAAAAAUUAAAGCUGUUCCUCUGCUUUGAUUUAAACAUUCUCUCAGAGUACAACAUUGCUACUUUAAUUGUUAUCUGUUACUUGUCGUGAGAUCCUUUUUUGUAAUCACGUUAGUUUUCUGAACUGUAAAAAAUGUUCAAAUUUUGCAUUUUACAAGUACCAUUACUUAUUUUCUAAGUUGUGAUUUGCAGUCUAUCAACUUUUAGUCAUUAAAAUUAUAUAUUCAGCUGGGAGAUAAGUAUUGGCGAGAUGAAACUAACAGAGAACAUUAAUUGAAUAAUAUAAAAAAUUUAAAAAAUUGUGUUUGUGUAAGUCUUAAAAAAAGAUUUAAGAAUACCUCUAUCAUGCAAUGUAAUAUAAUAAUAAUUGUUUGAUUAUUUAUAUAAUACAAUUUAUGUAAAUAUGAAAUGAUUAUGCAUUUGAAAUGACAGUAAGAAUAUAUAACGUAUGAUUUACGUAAUAUAUUCAAGUACCAAUCAUCUGUAAUCAUCCAUCAGUGAUGUCGUUCAGCUGGCGAAUAAUAUCAUCAUCGUCUGUAUAUUUUAUAAAUUUUGUAAAAAUCAUAAAAGAUAAUAUACUUAUUGAUCAGUAUAGGUUUAAAUUUAAUGCCAAAUGUAUUUUAUUUUUUUCCUUCAAAUUUUUAAUACUGCUUUUCUGAUAAGUUCUCAGUUAAUAUGAUUUUGAAAAAAUACCAUUUUCUAGUCAUUGUAACUUAUUCUCUAUUUAUUAUUCAAAAUAUUUAUUUUAUUUUAUUUUUUCGUAUUUAAUUUCUUUUAGUUUUGUGUUUCUUUGGUUUCUUUAUUUUGCAUGGAUAUGUAUUUUCCCUUUUGUUUUCAUUUGCAUUGUAGAUUUCUUAAUGAUAAUUAAACUUUUGUUCUUUUGAUUUAUGCAUUUUUGCGUUUAUUUUUUUCGUGCGUUUGUAAAAAUACGUUUUUAAUGCAUGGAGACUUCAAAUCAAACAUGAAUUUUGCAUGCACUGAACUUACUACAAUUAUUUUUUAAAACUAAAAUUUUAAAUUAACAAAAAACGUGUCUCAAUUAUUAAAUCAUUUACUAUUUACAUAAAUUCAUUCAGUACUAUUUCAUUCAUUCUAAAAGUAUAUUCUUUAAUUUUUAAGACAUCUGUAAUCUCAAAAAAUCUCAAUUAAGAUUAUCCAAACGCAGAUAGACAGUUAUAUUGUUCUGCAUAUAUCAUGAAAAAUCAGUAAAUAUUUUCCAAGAUAUCUUGGUUAAUAAAACUGGCCGGGCUCAUUGCAAUAGCCUAUUCAUAAUUUAAGCAAAAUAGUUCGAAUUCUCUUUUAAUUCCGAAAAGUGAAAGACAUUUUGUAACGACUGUUGAAUCUUUUGCAAAUAUUAUUUAGUUCGAAAGCCUUGAAAAUGUAUUAAUUUAAUUUAGAUACUUGUAUAUCAGUCUCAGAAACUAGAAAAGGCUGGAUUUCCUGUUCCGAAGAGAACUUAUUACUGAAAUUACCACAUAAAUUUAUGGGAACACAUUUUAAAUACCUAAGCAUUACUUCGUUAAUUUGCAAAAGAUAAUUUCUAAAAUUCCAGACAAUACUAGACAAGGCAUUCCUAAUUGAUGAAAGAUAUAGUAUAGCUUUUUCUAUAAUUUUCAAUGCAUGGUAAUUUAUUUCACAUUCAUUUCUAACAUUCUAUAUGAAUAUGAGGAAAGGCGCUUUUCUGUUACUAAACGCAUAAUCUUUUUAAUUGCUUUUUAUGUCUUUUUUUAAUAAAUUAUUUUGUACUUCAGGAAAUACAUUUAUUAUUGUCAUAGAAAAUUUUAAUUCGUAGGAAAAGAUUUAAAAAAAGUAAAGUGUAAAGAAGAUCUAAUAAUUAUAACAAUUUAUAAUAGAAUUAUUUGCUUUCAGUUCACAGUGGAUACAUUCAUUUCAGUUUAAAUGAGAAUAGUUUAAAUUAAAAUAACGACAAUUUACCUUCGCCAACAUUCCAAACUAACCCAUCCUAAUGAAUAAAUAAUAAUCGACUUGAUCAUCCGUUACUAACAGAUAAAUAAUGGUCAUCGUGAUCAUCCGUUCCUAAUGGAUAGAAAAUAAUCAUCUUGAUCACCCGUACCGAAGGAUACAGAAUAACUAGAAAUCAAAAGCAUUGCAUUUGAAAAAUUUCAGCUGUGUUCUUAUUUCAAAACCAGAUUUUCUUCAAUUUAAUACGAUUCAUUACUUUUUACGUAAAGUAUUUAUUUCAAAUUGCUUUUUUUAAAAACUAUUUUUUCUUCAUCACUCAAAAGUAUGUCUGAAUUCUCUUGAUAAUAAAAAUAUGUCUUAAUAAAGAACGGCAUUUAAAAUUAACUUGCAUAAAUUUUAUAUAUAAAUAAAUCAUAUAAAUAACUUCCAUACAUAAAUUUGCCUAUCUAAUCUAAAUAUCUAUUAGAAUCGGUUAAAAAACUGAAAGCGUCAUUUAGCUGAAAAUUAAUUCAAAUCCAGCUUUUUUUCUUUCCUGAAACUGUAAUACAUUCUGGGUGAAAAAAAAUGACUUCCAUUAUAUGCGAGGUGCACAAGAUGUACUCAGAUGUAGCACUUCUUGUCUUCUUCUCCCAUAAAUUAUUUCUCGUAAACUAAUUUGACACUCGUUCCUAAAAUAAAAUGGAAACGUUAUAAUGAAUGUUACACCGACUAUUUCAGCAGACGAAUAAACGUUUGGAUUUUCAUAUGUGAACGUAACUGCAUUUGAUCUCAUAAGAGUAUUCCUAUACUGAAAUAGAACUUAUUCACUGUUCUGGAGUUUGUAACUUGAUCAUUGUUCUGGAGUUUACAUCUUAGUCAUUGUUUUGAAGUUCUAAAAAUGUACUGUAUAAGUUUGAUUUUAACUUAAUAAGUGAAUCUACUUACAGAUUCUUCGACAUUUUAAUCCGAAUUCAAAACCUUCUACACAUUUAAAAUUAGUCACAACUUGGAAACAAAAUGGCUGUUUAAAUAUUAGCUGCGGCAUGCACUCAAUAAAUAUAUUUCAAAAUUAAUUUGCAAUGGAUAUAAGGUACGUAUGGAAGAAAAACCUUGGUUAUAAAAGUAUUCCAUUCUUCAUCUGUAAACUGAAAUGAACAUCCAACAAUUUUAUCGAUCAUCCAUUCAACUUAGACAGAAAGGAACUCUAUAUGCAUAGAGAUCAAAUGUGGUACGAUUUAUUAAGGAUAUGUAUGCUUAUAUAUAUAUACAUAUAUAUGUAUUGGAAAAUGUACAUACGAGGGAUGAUCCCAUUUUAUGACAUUUUUAUACCAGGUACUGUUACAUGUCAUCCCACUGUGUGUUAAGGAUUUUGAAAUAGUUGUAGUUUUAAAAGUUGAUCUAAAACAAAAACUUCGUCCCAAACUUGUGACAUCUUGACACUUUUCGUAUUUGAAGAUUUUGGCUAAUUUUUAAUUUACAGAUCGAUUCUUUGUGUUUAAAAAUUUGAAUCUAUGGGAUCCAAAUCGGGUCCAUUUUAAAAUUAAAGUAAAGUGAUUUAAAACUAACUUUAUAGAUUGUAUAUUUUAAAAUAUGUCUUUGAGUCAUUUUGAAAUGAGUAACAGAGUUAAAGAGAGUUAAUUAAAAUCAUGUUACAAGUGGUAUGUAUUCCAACAAGUACUCUGUUUCUUACCUGUAUGAUAAAAGAAUUACUUAGAUUUAUAAUUUAAGUAAAGGAUCUAAAUUUCCAUAUUUGAAUUAUAUUCUUUAGGCUUAAUGUUCUAAACUGGCACGUUAAAAUUUUGUUGUUAGGUUUACGGUUGUAAACUGAAUAUUAGAACCCCAGUUGUUUAGGAUUAAGAUUGAAACUCAGUUAUUGGAAUUAUAUUGUUUAAAUUUAAGAAAGCGCAUCUAAACGGCCAUAGAGCUCCGAUUCUAAUCUCAAUACUAAUGAAAAACGUAUUCAAAAUGCCGGUUUAAAAGGACAGGAAUAGGUCUGUAAACUAAAAGUUUACCUAAAAUUUGCAAAAUGUCUUCAAAGGUAGAUUUCCCGAAAUGUGUUCUUUGUGAAUCUCCUUCUUAUAGUUUUGCUACAAAGGAACAUUUUUGACCUCCUUCUGGUGCUUGGUCUUUUGCAGGUGCUUCACAGGUGUGUUCAAACCCAACACGCCAAUGUUCGCGAAUUUCUGCUAAACGUUUACGAGACUUUUUUCGAUACAGAAUUGAAUAACUAAAAAAGUCAAUUUUUAUAUGAAUGAAUCUCUCUAUAUAUAUAUUUAGAAAUAUAUAUAUAUAUACAUAUUAUAUAUUCUUGUUCGUAUACAUCACAUUAAUCAAUGAUGAACGUUUGUGGAGGUUGUUGUUAUGACAAUGCCUUUUGCUUUAUAUUUGCUAAUCGUACCAAAAUUUAUCCCAGAUGUGAGAUCAGGUGGUAAGGAACUUGUUGUAGAAUGUGUGUAUCGUGCUCAACUUCUAAAUAAUCGAUUUCAGUGAACCACGUACGCAAUUGUUCACGUAUGCAUUAGUAAAAUAUUUUAAGUAGAAAUAUUUUUUCAAAUUAGAAGCUCAAAAUCUGUAUUUUCGGAUUGGAAAGGACUCUAAAUUAAAACCUUUUUCCCUCAGUCCAGAUCAUACAUACAAAACUGUAAAUUAUAACCCGCUAAUAACUAUUUUAAAUACUUCGUUUUCAGUUGUACUUAAAUCAAGUUAAACAAUACUUAUUAUUUAUUUUUAUUUGUACAAUGAUCCGCGCAGUGAUUUUAUUACUUCUGAAAGUUGCCUUUUUGAAAAAAAUUCUAGGAAAAGAAAAAACAAAAAAUAUUAAUCCAGUUUAAGGACCUGAACUGGCAUAUUUAAAAUGUGUUAUUUAGAUUUGAGGAUCUAAAUAAAAGAAUAUUAAUACUGAUUUAUUCUUUCUUAGGUCCUUUACUCUAUACGUUUUUUUUAAAUUUCACUGAUUUCCUCAAUCGAAAAUUUCGAUAUUACUUACAAUACGUACCUAUUAAUUUAAACCAGUUAGCCAAUUAUUAAAAAGAACAAUAAGCUUUGCCUAGAUAAUUUAUAGCAUAGAUUAUUACACAUUUUAAUACGGUUUAUCAAUUUUAAAUCAUUACUAAAAAUAUGAUUAAAAUUUUCUCUGCAUGAGGUUUCUUCCACGUUCUUUUAUAAUAGCGAAUAUAAAGAUAAAAAAUUCCUUAUCUUUAUCAGUCUUAUCGAAGCUAUUAAUUUUUGCUUCACAUUAAUUGGUUUUUAUAAAUAAAAUAUGCUACUAUUGUAUAUGUGAAUUUAAAAAAAUGAAUGUAUGCCGUCUAAGAUGGCUUCAUAACUUUUUUAUAAAGAAAUGAUGCAAGUCAGAAAAUUAGUCAAAAUUUCAAGCCUGCCUUUUUCAGGAUUCAGAUUUGCAAGAAAUAAAUUUUUGAGAACUUAGAAUAGUUUUGAAUCCAAGCUUUUAUUGAAGCCAUCUUAAAAUGUGAGAAAAGGAACAAAUGAUAAGUCACUGAGAACUUUUAUCUGGGAUGUUAAAGGUUCAAAUAAAUUUUUAAUUACACAGUUUUUUACCGUCGGUACCGAUAUAACUGUUGUGAUGUAACUGGUCUCAGUUAUGUAGUUUCGAUAUUUUGUUUCGAACAUAUUUUUUAGGUGACGAAAUAAAUACAUCGCCAACUUUCACAGGCAAUAAUAUAUGUUGGAAGAGUUUGGGAAAUCAUGGUGGCUUCGGGUUAGAACCCAACCUUGUAUUAUACAAAGGAGAAUUACAGCUGGAAGUUUUAGAUUUCUGUGUGUCGCACUUUAAAAAACGUUGUGAAUCUCAAAACAGUUUAGUUUCCAUGGUGUAAUUAGCUUUGUCAUCUGGUAUGUUUUUUACGCAGUGGCGGGACACUUGCUAGUUAAGCAUUCGUCAGACUUCGAAACUGAGAUGCGCAGAAAAUCGCGUUUUCUCCCUUCUGAUUUUUAUUUUUGAGGAGUUGUAUUUUAAUCUAUUCAGUUUUCCUUGGAUACCAAAUCCUUCAGAACAGUUUAAUUUAUUGUCUGAUGCCUGGAAGAAUAUAAGUAGAAUUUAAACUCCUUAUGGAAGGGGAAAAUAAAACCUUUCCGUAGCUUCAAGUGCGACAAUAAAACAUAUGUGAACUUUUCAUUAGACUAUAGGCUGGUUAAUAAGCAUUGUUUGUAAUUAAGAAGUCUGUCGAGCUUGACUAGAAAUCAGAGAUAAAAAAAUGAAAAUGUUGUUAUUGUUAUCCACACACAAAACUGUGUAUCGCACAGUGAAGUAGACUAGAUAAAGAAUGUUGACUAGUUACGUUUGGACAAAACGAAUUGGAAUAACAAAAUAAGACCACCUACUUGAAUCAUAUUGUCAAUGCACAAACAACCAUUUUCAUAUGCAUAAAAAAAGUGCAAGGAUCUUCAGUGUGACUUCUUGAAUCCAAAUCCCUGCAUUACUAGUUUAGUCUUCUGGUUUGAAACUAAAUUUUUCAUUACUUAAGAUCGAGUUUCUGUUCUAGAAUUCGGUACAACUUCCAUGUAUCUUCAUUCGAAGAUUAUCUUUUCUUAAAAAAGAAGUUACCAUUAAUUUUUAUUUAAAAAAUUUAUUUAUAUUUAUUAUUUACAUCACUUCGGCUAUUUAAAAAGAAAAAUUUUCAAAUAAAAAAAUUUUUGAUUAUGAAUAUGUUCGAAAGGAAUUUUGUUAGAUGCUCAUUAAACAUAAACGAAGAGGCUUAAGUUGUAGAAUAUACUUCAAUAAGAAUUUUCAUAAAAUUUCUUUAUUAAUUACCAUAAUUUAUUUCUUAAACUGCACAAAUUUCACGAAUUUCACUUGUUAAGUUUUGGGCAUGAUUACGUUAUUAGCAAUCAAGAAUUAGUUUACUCAAGCUCCGUUCUAGAGCUCAUUUUUAUUUCUUCAAUUCAUGUACCAACUCAUUUAAAGAGAUGAUUCGAAAUCUUUGGAGGUGAGUAGGCCAAACUCCUAAAAUUGACAGCAAUUUCGUAAACACUCGAGUAUGAUAUGGUGCAAAAAGUAUUCUUCUUGAUAUUAAAAAAGAAAAGAGAACGGAGCGUUCCACACCAGUAAAUGAUUUUGUACCAUAAAAAAAAGGAUUUCUUUCAAGCCACAAGAAUUUACCUCUUGAGUGUGUUUCGUGAAACGUUCUUGAAUAACGCAUGUCUGCUUUCAUGGGAAUGUCUGCCCUGACUUGAAGGGAUAUAGAAUGAUGACAACUCCUGUGGCAUCAGGCAUCUGUAAUUCCUUCUCGCCAACUAUUCUGAGAUAGUUCUCUUGAUUCGAACUGCGGCUGAGCAGUGGCCGCCAUUUCUACUUUGCCGAUUGGUUCGUUGUAAAUACCACUUAAGAUGAACAUUAGACUUUUUGACAAUUUGUUUAGUCUCUACAAUCUGUUUCUGUCUUAGGCCGACCCUACUUAGUCUUUUACUUCUUCGUACUCUUUCAGGAACACUUUAUUUCUUCUAACAUUUUUUCUAAAUGUGAGAGUACAAUGAUAUCUUUAGUGAGUACUAGGUUUUUCUCCUUAGCUUUCUCUUAAGCACUUCGUGGAACGAGGAUUAUAAACAUUCCAUUUAUGACUAUACAUAAUAUUUAUAACCUCUAGUCUUAAUUAUUAUACAUUAUUUAUUAAAGACGGCAGAAAUAUACUGGAAUUGAAACUGAAACUGAAACUGAAAUCACGACUUCUUUUGAAUCUCGUCGAAAACAAUAAUGGUCUGGCAAAGCAUUAGAAAUAUAUACAGAAAGAGAGAUAAACAUGACUUUAUUUUGCACCCACGAAGUCUUUUCGCUUAGUGGCCAAAAAAUCAAACUUAGUUGCGAAAGAAAGGUAUACCGUAGAGGUUUUAGCAGAAUACGUUUAACAGUUAAAGAAAUGCGUAAAAAAUAUAAUAGCAACCUCAGUAUAAGGAAUAAGCGAAAGGAUAGGUGCAAAACUUUUAAUAAAAAGCCUUAACAUUUUCAAGAAGAUCGUUAAAGAUUAGAAAAGAGAAAAAAUUUCAAAAGAAUUUAAGUAUUCUUUUGGAUAAAGUUUGUCGGCUGCAUUCAACUGAUGUUUCUAAAAAUGCGAGAUAAACGUUAUUCCUGAUGAAAUUGCUUCAUGCAGAAAAUGUAUGCGACUAAACAAAGCACAAAGAAUCUCAUUCGCUUAUUAAAGCUCUCUCCAAAUAAAAAAUUGAAUAAAAUAAUUUCACUGUCUUGAAAGAAAAUGAACAAUUAACUUCACAUUUCAAACUCUGCUAUCUUUCUGCCGUCUGCAUAUUUAGCUUAUUGUAUUAUCUGUUAUUUAUUCCAGAUAUUCCAUGUUAAUAUAUUUAUUUAUUUAUUAAAUUUCCGAAAAUCCUCGGGAUUUUUUCAGGAAAUAAUAAAAAGAAAAGUGGUCUAAGUGAAUUAAGAAACGUAGAUGGUUAAACUUCUAUGUAUUCAUGGAUUGCUUUUGCUUGCUUUUAAAAAACUGUACAUUUCGUAGCAAUUUUAAGUCGAAUUUUUCCUAAUGCUAAGUAUGUCAUUUGUCAAUGUUGUCUUGUUUCCAUUAAAUCUGUGGCAUUUUUCAAUUAUUUGUGUAUGUGUAGGUAUACUAAGUAUAUAUAACAGCUCGAUUUAUUGUUAUUUAUUAAGCUUGCUUAGGAACUUCUAGUGUCAAAUUUACUAUAAGUAUUUCAUUUAUUACUUUUCGUGUAACAUGCAUAUUUCUGAUACGUUUAUAUUAGAUUUUGGUCCGAAACAGCAGUUGCUUAGCACUCAGCCAUGGCACACAGAAAUCAUAUAUCUAUGCGCUUAAUAUAAAAAUACAAAUACAAAUAAAAAAUUUUAAUUUUGUAUAUUACAUAUUUCAGAAUUAAAAAAAAACAUUAAAAACUAAAAUUUUCGUUACGGUCCACAUCGAAAUGGAUUUAUAUCUGAAUACCAUAUGAAGAAGCAAUAAUUACUGCAUAGCUGUUUAAGCAUCGUCAUAAGCGGAUUUUUUUAAAGCAUUGGAUAACAUAUUGGCCUUUUUUAAUAGUGCGUCUAAUCUGAAUCGGGUGCAUAAAGACAGAUGGAUUUCGCUAAUGUUAAGUAACUGCUGGCAUAGGGCCUUUAUUAUCUACUUGUUUGAAUCUUGCAAUUUUCAAUGUUAGCUACUCCAAGCAGUUUUAAUAUGUAUUUGCUUGUCAUGAUUUAUAAUUCGCUUCUUUCGAACCGGAAGUUCAAGUGAUCUUUAAAAAAGCGUACUGAAAGUGAUGCGGCUGGUGCCUUCGUGUGCGGGGAACGGAGGGACAUAUUAACCGGAUCUCGCUUCCUGAGGAAGUCUGCCACGGAACGAGAACAUUCGGUGCAUUAAAAUCAUGUCUUCAAACUUGCAGUCGCAGACAAACCAGCUUGCAUUUUCCCCCUUUCGAGUGUUUAUGUUCCUUCUUUCAGAAAACCGAAAGGGAUUUUUCUACACAAAUAAUAAUCAUAAAAAAAGACAGAAGCGAAUAAUGAAAGAACUGGGAAAAGAAAAAUAUUCCUUUUUGCAAAUGCUGGAAAUUGUCACAGUUUGCUAAUGCUGAAGAUUAAAAUAAAAAAUACGAAAACAAACUGCAUAGGGUGAUUGUCUUGCAAAUAUUUGUACUUUUGCAUGUUAAAAAUUCAAUAAAUUUCCGCCUAUUGGGAAAAAAAGUA